AUGGCCCCCUCGCUGCACCCUCUCCUCGACGGCCCGACGCUGGCCAAGGGCCAGGCCGACUUUGCUGGCGGCGUGCUGCGCUGCCACUGUGCCGCCAAGCCGGUCGAGGUGACGCUGGGCGCCAACGUCGCCCACAACCACGCCUGCGGCUGCUCCAAGUGCUGGAAGCCCAAGGGUGCGCUCUUCAGCGUUGUCGGCGUCAUCGCGCGCGACAAGGUCACCGUCACGGCCAACGGCGACAAGCUCGCCGUCGUCGACCCGUCGGCCACCAUUCUGCGCCACGCCUGCAAGGACUGUGGUGUCCAUCUGUACGGCCGGAUCGAAAAGGCUCACCCGUUCCACGGCCUCGACUUUGUCCACGCCGAGCUUUCGCCCGUGACCGGCUGGCAGGAGCCGCAGUUUGCCGCCUUCGUCUCGUCCAUCAUCGAGCAGGGCUUCGCACCGGCCGGCAUCGCUGACGUGCGCGACCGCCUGCACAAGCUCGGGCUCGAGACGUACGACGCCCUCUCGCCCGGCCUCAUGGAUGCAAUCGCUACCUGGACGGCCCAGCAGUCCGGCAAGCUGCCCGCAUAG
This is a messenger RNA of Grosmannia clavigera kw1407, 573 nucleotides long. Its product is annotated as glutathione-dependent formaldehyde-activating enzyme. Lineage: Eukaryota; Fungi; Ascomycota; Sordariomycetes; Ophiostomatales; Ophiostomataceae. Gene Ontology annotation, molecular function: S-(hydroxymethyl)glutathione synthase activity; zinc ion binding. The transcript has a single exon. The record is from RefSeq and is a predicted model, not a curated record. Gene Ontology annotation, biological process: formaldehyde catabolic process. The coding region runs from base 1 to 573 and encodes 190 amino acids.